This is a messenger RNA of Diorhabda carinulata, 874 nucleotides long. RefSeq names its product cilia- and flagella-associated protein 20 (gene Bug22). Gene Ontology annotation, biological process: regulation of cilium beat frequency involved in ciliary motility; cilium assembly; positive regulation of cell motility. The record is from RefSeq and is a predicted model, not a curated record. Lineage: Eukaryota; Metazoa; Arthropoda; Insecta; Coleoptera; Chrysomelidae. The coding region runs from base 55 to 642 and encodes 195 amino acids. Gene Ontology annotation, cellular component: ciliary basal body; motile cilium. The transcript has 2 exons.
AAUAAAGUUUGUUUGUUGACAGUUAGGCAAAAUGAUUUAAAUCUUUCGUAAAAAAUGUUCAAAAAUACUUUUCAAAGUGGAUUCCUUUCGAUUCUAUAUAGUAUAGGAAGUAAGCCGCUUCAAAUAUGGGAUAAGAAGUACAAAAAUGGACAUAUCAAACGAAUAACAGACGAAGACAUACAAUCAUUGGUUUUGGAAUUAAUUGGUUGUAAUGUGAGUACAACGUAUAUAACAUGCCCUGCUGAUCCAAAGAAAACUUUGGGAAUUAAGUUGCCUUAUCUUGUGAUGAUAGUGAAAAAUUUGAAGAAAUAUUUCACUUUUGAAGUCCAGAUUUUGGAUGAUAAAAAUGUUAGACGUAGAUUCCGAGCUAGCAACUACCAGUCUACAACAAGAGUGAAACCAUUCAUUUGCACUAUGCCUAUGAGGUUGGAUGAAGGCUGGAACCAAAUUCAAUUUAACGUCGCUGAUUUCACAAGACGAGCUUAUGGUACAAAUUACGUAGAAACACUUAGAGUUCAAGUCCAUGCCAAUUGCCGUAUAAGAAGAGUGUACUUUUCUGAUAGACUUUACUCUGAGGAUGAGUUACCAGCUGAAUUCAAAUUAUUUUUACCCAUACAAAACAAACCUAAAGCACAUCCGUAAAGAGCAGUUUUAAGUUAAUGAUUCCACUACCAACGUAAUGCAAUAAAGACUAAUUAAAUCGUUAUUUAUAUUGGGGCAUCGAUAGUUUGUAGAAUAAAUUAACAACUUUUGACGCACUUUUAGCACUGAUCAAUUGAUCUCUUGUGAAUUUUUUUUACGAAGAUUAUAGAUUAAUAUUUGUUUAGAGGACGUUUGCUUUUAGGAGGAUAAAAUAAAUCACAUGUAAAACAAA